CGUAGCUACUAAGCUAGCUAGCUAGCUAGCGUCAAAAACAUAUAAAAUCAGAGAUACAAAAGAAAGGGGAUUGGAAACGACCGCCCACGCCCUAUGUAAAAGGACUGACAUCCGGUGAAGCACUCCGUGUAAUCAUUGCGCUCGCAAAUAAUUACAUGGAGGACUGCGCUACGGUUUUGUAUCCCUGGUUUCUAGCUCUCCUAUCCACUAGAGAUCACUCAGGGCCUGGGAGAUACUUGAGAGAAGUAAGCUUAUACCACUGACAAGCUCUAAGUCCGUUGUCUUUACUCUGUUUCCAAUUUUUUUGAGUUUAGCUUGAAUUACUCUGUGUCAACUUUUCUCUGUCCCUCCUGUGAAGUCAAAACAGCAAAGGACAUUGCUUGACUUGGUUAUUAUGUAUCUAAGUGCUACAUAGAAUGGCUUUAUGCUAUAAAUAAGCUGUACUGUUCAUAAACGUUUGCAGUAUAGUCCUUCAAACUGCUUUAGUAUACUUUUAGACACACCACGGGCCUGUCCCUCCUACGACUUCAUAGUAAAGGCUAUUUCUUCUUGCAUAGCAUUUAUUUGUCUAGUAAUAGUGGCUGCAUGGCUUAGUCGACUUUUUAGAGCUAAAUUCUCUUUACUUUUUAGAAAAAUCAACAUUAAAGAUUAUCAAUUUCACUGUUUCUAUGUACAGCACAUUGUAGAGCAGUCAAGACAGGUAAUGAGCAUGCUGACUAUAAAUAUAAUCCUUUGUAGUUUUAGUCACGCCCUAUAACACGGAAUGCUUCACGCAAAAAUUUCGUAAAAAUUUCGUUUCCAAUCCCCUUUCUUUUGUAUCUCUGAUAAAAUGGAAAGACAUUCAAGGUCAAGCUCUCCUUACUCAGAGCUAAGCUGCUCUAUUCCCGAUGUACGAGUAACAAUAGAAGAACGCAAUGGUUACACAGAAACUACAGCGGAAGGUAUUGUCUUCACUGCUGAAGGUCACUCAACUCGAUUGCUCUCCCAAAUGGCAUCCCUAAGAACCAAAGGCCGGCUACUAUGUGAUGUCAUUCUUAGAAUAGGAAGCGAGGAAGUGUAUGCACACAGAGUGGUUCUGUCUGCUUGUAGCACCUACUUUUGUGCCAUGUUCACCAACAAAAUGAUGGAAAGUACCCAAGAAACAGUCACUCUAGCUGAGAUGGACCCUCAAGCUGUAAAAAGUCUCGUGGAAUUUGCUUACACAGCCAAGAUCAUAGUGAACGAAAACAACGUCCAACCCCUUCUAAAGGCUGCUUCUAUUCUUCAGUUGUCUGAAGUUGUUGGAGUAUGCUGUAACUUUUUAUGUGUCCAGCUACACUCAACCAACUGUCUAGGUAUAGUAUCAUUUGCUGAAGCUCAUGGUUGUAAUGUGUUAGCUGACUCUGCUCAGCAGUAUCUUCUCGAUCACUUUAUGGAAGUUGUGAAAUCUGACGAGUUUGUUCAUCUCAGUUUCGAUCGUGCUCAGAGGUUGCUCUAUUCCGACAACAUUAAUGUCUCAAAUGAAGAAGUUGUGUUCGAUGCUGUUUAUCGUUGGUUGACUUAUGAUUCGAAUACACGGAAGAUGCACGCGUUUGAAAUGCUUUCUGCAGUUCGAUUGCCCCUUCUCAAACCUCGCUUUUUAGCUGAACAAGUUUACACGAAGGACACUUUGCGACAAAAUCCACAAUGUGUCAAUCUGAUGAUGAAUGCUAUGAUCUACCAUUCAGUGCCUGAAAAGAGACUACAUCUCAAAGAGAUACUAAACGACACUCCGCGUAAAGGGACAAUAGGAACUAUGUUUGUUAUCGGAGGAAUGGAGUCUUGCCAGAACAAAGGUACUGUGGAGUUCUUCAAUGCACGCAAGAAUGAGUGGUUGCUAAUGAUAAACUCACAAUCGACAUGCAAAAGGCUACAAUUCGGAUGUGCUAUUCUUAAGUCCAAAAUCUACAUUGUUGGUGGCCGAAAUGGACUAAGAACUUUAAAUACAGUUGAUCGAUUCAAUCCCCUGACCAGUAGCUGGGAGGCUUGUGUGCCCAUGUGCUCAUACAGACACGGAGUUGGAGUGGGGGUGAUGUCAGGUCCUAUGUAUGCUGUUGGUGGACACGAUGGUUGGUCAUAUCUCAGCUCAGUGGAAAGGUAUGACCCUAACAUGAAAGUCUGGUCAUAUGUGUCUUCGAUGAAUUGUGCUCGCAGUACUUCAGGAGUGGCUGUACUCAAUGGAAAGCUCUUUGUGGUUGGUGGUAGAGACAGCAAUGCGUGCUUGAAGUCGGUAGAAUGCUACGACCCUCACACUGAUCGCUGGGCAAACGUCCCUGAUAUGAAUGUUGCAAGAGGAGGUGUAGCUGUCGCUGUGCUCUUCAGAAAGCUGUAUGCCAUUGGUGGACACGAGAUAUCAGAUCCACUCUCAUCCGUUGAAGUGUAUGAUCCUCUCACGAAUGUGUGGUCGAUGGUGGCUUCCAUGCGAUAUAGAAGAGAUGCUGUCGCUGCUGCUUCGUUUGGAGGAAAGGUGUAUGCAGUUGGAGGUUUUGAUGGGUCAGACUAUCUCUGUUCAGUGGAGGCCUACGAUCCUGAGUUGAAUGAGUGGAGCCUGGCAGCAGAACUGAGAUUGGGUCGUGCUGGCUCAGGGGUUGCAACCAGCUCGGACAUUUGUGUCAGUGAACUUCCUAAAUAGUACAUAAUAUAUAAUAUAGUAGUGAAUGCUAUUUUUAUCCCAAUCACUUUUUAAUUGCAUUCUGUGCAUUCUGUGCACGCAUUUUUA
Messenger RNA from Halichondria panicea, 2737 nucleotides. RefSeq names its product kelch-like protein 1. The coding region runs from base 830 to 2650 and encodes 606 amino acids. The transcript has 2 exons. NCBI's taxonomy places the organism in Eukaryota, Metazoa, Porifera, Demospongiae, Suberitida, Halichondriidae. Gene Ontology annotation, molecular function: protein binding. The record is from RefSeq and is a predicted model, not a curated record.